AUGUUGAAGGUGGAGGAGACGCCAUUUGGAGGAAAGAGUGUCACUUUCACUAUGAGUGAUGACAAACAAGAGAAAGUGAGUGAACGUCAACAACAGAAAAUAGCAGAACAUCAACUGGAGCGGAAAGAGGUACGAAGGGCUGCAUCAAAACUCUCGCGUUCUCUCGACCGAAAGCGAGCACAACGGGGGACGAAGACAUUAAAAGUUCCUGCUCUA
This is a messenger RNA of Mesorhabditis belari, 216 nucleotides long. The record is from the annotation of a GenBank genome assembly. Lineage: Eukaryota; Metazoa; Nematoda; Chromadorea; Rhabditida; Rhabditidae.